GAGAGUUACUGUAGGUGGAAGCUGCUGCAGGGGAUCCCAUUCUUCCAGGUACCUGUGACAUCCCAAGGACAUUUUCAUAUUGACAGUAUGGCAGCAGAGGGAGAUAAGUUAUGGGGAGGAAGGUUUGUUGGCAGCAUAGACCCCAUCAUGGAAAUGUUCAAUUCAUCCGUGUCGUAUGACCAGAGGAUGUGGUCUGCUGACAUCAGAGGGAGCCAGGCUUACGUCAAGGCCUUGGAAAAGGCUGGUUUAGUGAGCAAGUCUGAGAUGGAAGAAAUUUUCACAGGCCUGGAUAAGAUCCAUGAAGAGUGGUCUCAAGGAACUUUUGUCCUGACUAAAGGUGACGAGGACAUUCACACUGCCAAUGAACGUCGCCUUAAGGAACUUAUUGGAGAGGCUGCAGGAAAGCUCCAUACAGGAAGAAGUAGAAAUGACCAGGUCGUCACAGACAUGAGGCUGUGGCUGCGGGAUUCCUGUUCUUCUCUGUAUGUGCAUUUAAUUCGUCUUAUCCGGACUAUGGUAGACAGAGCAGCCAUAGAAGUUGAUAUACUUUUUCCGGGGUAUACUCACAUGCAGAGAGCUCAACCUAUUCGUUGGAGUCACUGGAUACUGUGCCAUGCAGUUGCAUUAUGCAGGGAUGCUGAGAGGCUGGGAGAGAUAAGGAAGAGAAUUAACGUACUGCCCUUGGGAAGCGGGGCCAUAGCUGGAAACCCUUUAGGAGUGGACAGAGAACUCCUCCGGAAGGAACUCAACUUUGACUCUGUCAGCCUUAACAGCAUGGAUGCGACCAGUGAACGAGACUUCAUAGCUGAGUUUCUGUUCUGGGCAUCUCUGUGCAUGACUCACCUUAGCAAGAUCUCUGAAGACCUUAUUAUCUACAGUACUAAGGAAUUUAACUUUGUGACCCUUUCAGAUUCCUACAGUACUGGAAGUAGUUUAAUGCCCCAGAAGAAGAACCCUGACAGUUUGGAGCUAAUCCGCAGCAAAGCUGGACGCGUCUUUGGCCGAUGCUCUGGGUUCCUCAUGACACUAAAAGGACUUCCAAGCACUUACAACAAGGAUUUGCAGGAAGAUAAAGAAGCCGUUUUCGAUGUCUAUGAUACAAUAUGCGCUGUACUUCAAGUUGCAUCUGGGGUGAUUUCCACAUUGCAGAUAAACAAAGAAGCGAUGGAGAAAGCCUUGAGUCCAGACAUGUUGGCCACUGAUAUUGCCUAUUACCUGGUCAGAAAAGGGAUGCCCUUCAGACAAGCUCACGGAGUCUCUGGUAAAGCAGUCCAGCUUGCAGAAACAAAGGGGGUCUCCAUCAAUAAGCUUUCCUUGGAUGACCUAAAGAGCAUCAGCCCCCUCUUCAGCAGUGAUGUGUCCAAAGUGUGGAAUUACACCAACAGUGUGGAGCAGUACACCGCGGCUGGGGGAACAGCAAAGAGCAGUGUGGUGGCCCAGGUGGAACAACUGAGAACCUGGAUGAAGAAUCACAAGGCCUAGUGAUAUUGUGGAAGGUCUAGCACAGGAAUUGCCACUAAGGAAAAUAUGGUCAUUGAUGUUGUCUUUGUGUGAUGGCAUACAUCAUAAACGGUGCUGUUACUGAAUUAAGUGAUACAUAACUACAACAGGAAAAUUAUAAUUCUGCAUUGUAUUAUGAUUAGCAUAUUAGAUAAACACAUUAAUUCCAAUUUUAUAGCUGCAUCUCUAAUGGCUAGUGCAAGGAGGUAUACUGCAUUACGCUCUAAGUAUCUAUAAUGAUGCCUAUUGAUAAAUGUAUAUGGAUAUAAAUCAUUCUGUGGGCAACACUUUUCCAUUAAAAUGCAUACCAAAUGUAUUAAACAAAUAAGACCUUUUUGUCCUA
Messenger RNA from Spea bombifrons (plains spadefoot toad), 1843 nucleotides. It is a transcript of the gene ASL, whose product is annotated as argininosuccinate lyase. The transcript has 17 exons. The record is from RefSeq and is a predicted model, not a curated record. Gene Ontology annotation, molecular function: argininosuccinate lyase activity. The coding region runs from base 88 to 1482 and encodes 464 amino acids. NCBI's taxonomy places the organism in Eukaryota, Metazoa, Chordata, Amphibia, Anura, Pelobatidae. Gene Ontology annotation, cellular component: cytosol.